Messenger RNA from Centropristis striata (black sea bass), 1317 nucleotides. RefSeq names its product PI-PLC X domain-containing protein 1 (gene plcxd1.2). Bases 366 to 1307 code for a protein of 313 amino acids. Gene Ontology annotation, molecular function: phosphoric diester hydrolase activity. The record is from RefSeq and is a predicted model, not a curated record. The transcript has 6 exons. Gene Ontology annotation, biological process: lipid metabolic process. Lineage: Eukaryota; Metazoa; Chordata; Actinopteri; Perciformes; Serranidae.
AAAGGAGUAUGUAUGCUAGGGCUAAAGCUAACUUUAAAUAAUGUGUUUGGACACUACAUUCUGUGUUAGAGACACGUGUUACAAAGAAAUAGGCUACACGUGAAAUGCUCAGCGGAAUUCCCAGAUGUGACACGGUGUAUGGCAGCUUUCAAUCAGCGUAGAAGAAUCAGGAAAUUCAAGAAAAGUUUCAUCCUUCCCCCCUCUACUCCUCCUCCUCCUCCUCCUCCUCCUGCUGCUGCUGUGGACUGUGGUCGAUCAUUUAAAGGAAUUAGAUAAAGGCAGAGGACAGGAUCGAUCACAUGAUGGCUCACCUGCACAGGCUGCUCGGAUCUAUAAUUCAGUGAGUCUCAGACAGACUGUGAGACAUGGAGACCGGAGGCUGCCAGGACUGGAUGUCUGCUCUGCCGGAGGAGCUGUGGGACAUUCCUCUGAAUAACCUGGCCAUACCUGGGAGCCAUGAUGCCAUGAGUUACUGUCUGGACAUAAACUCCCCCUUGAUCCCGUCUGAAUCAGACUCUUUCAGGCUCUUGGAUGGACUUUUCUACUGCUUUACCAGACCUGCCAUUUUUAAAUGGGCUACAACACAGGAUAAAAGCAUUGAGGAACAACUUCAAAUGGGGAUUCGCUACUUUGAUCUCCGCAUUGCACACAAACCCAAAGACUUAUCCAGCGACCUGUACUUCACACACGUCAUAUACACACAUUUAACAGUUUUGGAAACACUAUCGUCUGUUGCCACCUGGCUGGAGUCUCACCCAAAGGAGAUUGUUAUUCUUGCUUGCAGCCAUUUUGAAGGGAUGGAUGACAGCCUCCAUCUCUUGUUUAUUUUCUCCCUGAAGAAGCUGUUUGGAUCCAAACUCUGCCCUCAGACGGAACCAGUGCUGAGCUUGCGGAGCCUGUGGGCAUCUGGUUACCAGGUCAUCCUGUCCUACGACUCCCAGAUUGCAGCGAAGCAUCAGGAGCUGUGGCCUGAUAUCCCCUACUGGUGGGCCAACAAGCGCACAGCACAAGAAGCGAUCACUUACCUGAACAGGAAAAAAGCCCUGGGACGUCCAGAGGGCUUCUUCGUCGCUGGCCUGAACCUGACAGCUGACAGAUAUUUCAUCACAGAGAACCCGAAGCAGUCUCUGCGCACGCUGACCUUCAGUAACUGGGAGUGUUUGAGGGAAUGGGUGGAGAGGCAGACACCAGGGUCAGGCCCCCAGUGCCUCAACAUCAUCGCAGGAGACUUUGUGGGUCCACUUCCACUCUGCUCUCUGAUUAUUGCACUGAACCAAAAACUUCUACAGAAAAAUGCCAUCAGAUAAAAACAAAACA